Vigna umbellata (rice bean) is the source of this 609-nucleotide messenger RNA. RefSeq names its product histone H3.2. The record is from RefSeq and is a predicted model, not a curated record. Gene Ontology annotation, molecular function: protein heterodimerization activity; DNA binding; structural constituent of chromatin. Lineage: Eukaryota; Viridiplantae; Streptophyta; Magnoliopsida; Fabales; Fabaceae. Gene Ontology annotation, cellular component: nucleosome.
ACCCAAAUUCACAAGUUCUCUUUUUCCCUCGCUCUAUCUAAUACAUCUCUAUUUCUCUCCGUGCUUGAAAUGGCUCGUACCAAGCAAACUGCAAGGAAGUCCACCGGAGGAAAGGCUCCAAGGAAGCAGCUAGCAACAAAGGCUGCUCGUAAGUCUGCUCCGGCCACUGGUGGUGUGAAGAAGCCUCACCGUUUCAGGCCCGGUACGGUGGCUCUGAGAGAGAUCCGCAAGUAUCAGAAGAGCACUGAGCUUCUCAUCAGGAAGCUUCCAUUCCAGAGGCUGGUUAGGGAAAUUGCUCAGGAUUUUAAGACUGAUCUCCGUUUUCAGAGCAGUGCUGUAUCCGCUCUGCAGGAAGCCGCUGAGGCCUACCUUGUUGGGCUGUUUGAGGAUACCAAUCUCUGCGCCAUUCAUGCCAAGAGAGUUACUAUAAUGCCUAAGGACAUUCAGCUUGCACGUAGAAUUAGGGGUGAAAGGGCUUAGGGUUUAUUUGAAUUAUGUAUAAAGCUUUUGCUUUUGUAGCAGUGUUGGACUUAAUCAGAUGCUUAUUGUUAUUUGUAGUGUGAAACUUCUUGUUUCAUUGUGACUUAAUUAUGCCAAAAGUAUUAUGUU